Messenger RNA from Balaenoptera acutorostrata (minke whale), 4369 nucleotides. It is a transcript of the gene N4BP2L2, whose product is annotated as NEDD4 binding protein 2 like 2. Gene Ontology annotation, biological process: negative regulation of transcription by RNA polymerase II. NCBI's taxonomy places the organism in Eukaryota, Metazoa, Chordata, Mammalia, Artiodactyla, Balaenopteridae. The record is from RefSeq and is a predicted model, not a curated record. Bases 152 to 1984 code for a protein of 610 amino acids. The transcript has 8 exons. Gene Ontology annotation, cellular component: nucleus. Gene Ontology annotation, molecular function: transcription corepressor activity.
CGCCAUCUUGCGUACGGAGGGCAGGCUUGUUGCUCCGCUCCUGAGUGCCGGGGCUUUUAGUCCCUGCCGGUCUCUGCUUUGGGCAGUGUCUCAGUGCUUCUUUCACCUUCUUUAUUGAGAGGUAAAGGUCAAUGCAGAACUGUGGUGUAAGAUGCCUUAUGGUGAAAUUGAAGCUAAAUCCAUGGGACAUGGGGAACAACUAAUAAGUGAACCAUGCUAUAAGAAAUUGAAGUCUACUGAAGAGGCAUAUGUUUUCCCCCAUCAUGGUAAUGCUAAUUUUCAGAGAAAGCAAGAGAAAACUGGAAAUGAUUGGGUCCCUGUGACCAUCACUGAUGUCAGAAGACAUAGGUAUCCUCAGGAGGACAAAACCAAAACUACAAAUUUGCUGAAACCUGUGCAUGAUGAGAUGCUUGGUAAUAGGCCAGAUGUUAUUAAUUCUGUUGAUUCACAAGUUUUACGGGCUACACGUCCUCCAUUGGUAUCCACAGAUGAUGAGAUAUAUAGCACAAGUAAAGCAUUUAUAGGACCCAUUUACAAACCCCCUGAGAAAAAGAAAUGUAAUGAAAGGAGGAAUCAAGGCGGCACUAUCAGUGGUAUAGAUUGGAAAGGAGAACGAGAAGAGAAACAGAAAUCUAAUUCUAAAAAAUCAGAGAUUGACAAUGAAUUAUUCCAGUUUUACAAAGAAAUUGAAGAGCUUGAAAAUGAAAAAGGUGAUUCAGAACGCAGUUGUAAGGAACGUGAACCCUCUGAGGAACAACUCAUUCCAUGUUAUCAGGGCCAUAAUAAUCUGUUAAAGUCUGAAGAAGAAAAGAAAAGAGAUUUUACCAGUGCCCUUCAGUCAUAUUGGGGUUAUCAGCAGGGUUAUCAGCAGUGUGUUCGGAAUGAGCCAGGUAAAUAUCCUUAUAAUGGACAAGUAAUACCUACCUUUUAUGGCAAUUCAUUUACUUCCUUCAGGCCUGAGUGGCAAUCAAUGCGUUCUUUUAUAGUACCACAAGACCCUCAUCUUCCCAGUUUUAACUAUCACUUAAAUAUUCAAAGAUUCAACGGUCCACCAAAUCCAUCAUCAAAUAUUUUCCAUGCCCAAGAUGGCUUUCAGAUGCAAAAUGGAUAUUAUGUAAAUAGUUGUCAUGUUAACUGGAAUUGUUUGACUUUUGAUCAGAACAAUGAAUAUACUGACCGUAGUGACAUUACCAGUAGUGACCAUCCCUCUAGAAAUGGCUACACUGUGCAAGAUGAAUAUGCGAAUAAUGGUUUCUAUGAAACCAGUGAAGGAUGCUGGAAAGAUCCUUCUGUGGACAAGCAUAAUGGAACUGACAGGUUUAUGAACCAGCAUUUUCACGAGGAAAAGUUAAAUAAAUUGCAGAAGUUACUUAUUCUUUUAAGAGGUUUGCCUGGUUCUGGGAAAACAACAUUGUCUCGAAUUCUGCUUGGUCAGAGUCGUGAUGGCAUUGUGUUCAGCACUGAUGACUAUUUUCACCAUCAAGAUGGGUACAGGUAUAAUGUUAAUCAACUUGGUGAUGCCCAUGACUGGAACCAGAACAGAGCAAAACAAGCUAUCAAUCAGGGGAGAUCUCCAGUUAUUAUAGACAACACUAAUACACAAGCUUGGGAAAUGAAACCAUAUGUGGAAAUGGCCAUAGGAAAAGGAUACAGAGUAGAGUUUCAUGAACCUGAAACUUGGUGGAAAUUUGAUCCUGAAGAAUUAGAAAAGAGGAAUAAACAUGGUGUUUCUCGAAAGAAGAUUGCUCAGAUGUUGGAUCGUUACGAAUAUCAAAUGUCCAUCUCUAUUGUAAUGAAUUCAGUGGAACCGCCACACAAAAGCAUACAAAGACCUCCUUCACAGGGGAGACAGAGGUAUAUUCUUAAUGGAAUAGUUCCCCCAGCUGCUACCUGCCAUUCUGAGUUGGUCUCCAUCACAAAGAAUAAAAUGGGCAUUACUCAUCAUAUUCAACUAAGCCUUACUGGCCACCUCUCAGUUCCUUGAAUGCGCUAUUUGUUCCUUCUUCCUGGAAAGUUCUGUGUGUACACACCCCUUCCAUACUCAUCCUUCAGAUUUGAGCUCUUCAAGGAAGCCCAAAUUUUUGGACAUAGCAGGCUUGGUGAGGUCCAAAAUACAUAUUAUAUGCUUUCAUGUACUUUUUCUUUAUUAACUUGUACGAGUGUAUGAUUAUUUCCCCUCCCUUCAUUUUUAAGCACCAUGUGUCAGGUUGUUACCAUUAUAUGGUCAUCAGCACAAUGAAAAAGCAGUAUUCAGUAUUCAUACAACAAGUGAAUAUGGGUAGUCUCAGCUUGUUCUGGGCUGAAUUGUGUUCCCUCAAAAUUUCAUGUGUUGAAAUCCUAACCCCCAGUAUUUAUGAUAUGACUAUUGUUAGGAUAUAGGACCUUUAAAGAGGUAAUUAACGUAAAAUGAGGUCAUGUGAUUGAACCCUAACCCAAUAUGAUGGUGUCCUAACAAGAAGAGGUGAUUAGGACACAGACACAGAAAGGGAAGACCUUUUGACAACACUGGAUGAAGACAGCCAUCUACAAGCCAAGGAGAGAGGCUUUUGAAGAAACCUACCCUGCUGACAUCUUGAUCUUGGACUUCUAACCUCCAGAAUUGUGAGAAAGUUAAUUUCUGUUGUUUAAGCCACCCAGACUGUGAUACUUUGUAGCUUUGGCAAACUAACACAGAUUUUGGUACUGGGAAGUGGGAUGCUACUCUAACAAAUACCUAAAAGUGAAGAAGUGGCUUUAGAACUGGGUAUGGUAGAGGCUGGAAGAGAUUUGAGCUUCAUGUUAGAAAAAGCCAAGGUUGCCUUCAGCGAUUGUAGGUAGAAAUAUGGACGUUAAAGGUGAUGCUGGUGAGGGUUCUGGGGCGGUCAAGAAGGCUUCUGUCACUUUAGAGAUAGACAUAUAUGAUCAUGAACAGAGUGUUGGUAGAAAUAUGAAAAGGGUGCUUCUGGUAAGGUCUCAGAUGGAAAUGUGGAGCAUGUUAUUGGAAACUGGAGGGAAGGCAGUCAUAAAGUGGCAAAAAACUUGGCUAAAUUGUGUUUCAGAGGUUUGUGGAAAAUAGAACUGGUAAGUGAUAAAUUUGGAUAUUUAACUGAGAUUUCUAGGUAAAGUGUUAAAGGCAUGGCCUGGUUUCUCCUUGCUGCUUAUAGUAAAAUGCAAGAGGACAGAGAGAAUUGAAGAAAGAAUUGUUAAGCAAAAUGGAACCAGAAACUUGAAGAUUUGGCAGUUCUCAGCCUAUGCAUGUUGCAAAAAAUUAGAAAGUGUGUUCUGGAGACAACAUCAAGGCAGUUGCUAGACAACCAUUUGCUAAAGGGAGCAUGGGCAUGUGACUUAUGGAUUCAUUAAGCUAACUCAGCAAGACCAGAGAUGGGGAUAUGGCAGCAGAAACACUGCCAGCUUGGACUGAAAGAGACAGGACAGGAUGAAAUGAAGGAAGGCUGUCAGACUUCUGAGAUUCUACAAGACAAGUCACUAGAGCUAUCUGUGGUGAUCUGUCUGUGAGCAUACGUUGUCCUCCAAGAAAAGAGUAGAAGGACCCUGAAGGCAGUUCAGAGGUGGGCAGGGUUGCCAUUGCCACCAUGGGAUCAGAGCCCCAAGCCUGAGGGGGUGGGGCUACCACGUUGGUCAGCCUGGAAGGCAGGGCCUCUAGCCCAGUGGGCCCAGAGAACACAGCAUGGAGCCAAAGAUUAUUCUUUAUUAUUAAAGAUUAUUCUUCAGCCUUAAAAUCUAAUGGAAUUUGCCUUAUUGUAGACUUGCUUGGGACCCAUCAUCCCUUCUUUCUGAUUUUUCCCUUUUGGAAUGGGAAUGCCUGCCCCACCAUUAUAUUUUGAAAGCAGGUAAGUUGUCUAGAGUCACAGGUUCACAGCUGGAGAGGAAUUUUGCCUCAGGAUGAAUCAUAUCUCAAGUUCACCCAUACCUGGUUUAAAUGGUAUUUAGAUAAGAUUUUUGGACUUGAUGCUAGAAUGGGUUAAGACUUUGCGGGCUGUUGGCAUGGGGUGAAUGUAUUUUGCAUGUAAGAAGGACAUUAAUUGGGGGGCGCAGGAGAGUGGAGUGUUAAUGGGCUGAAUUAUGUCCCCUCAAAAUUCAUAUGUUGAGGUCCUAACCCUCAGUACCUCAGAAUGUAACUGUAUUUGAAGAUAGCACCUUUAAAGAGGUAAUUAAGAUCAUAUGGAUGGGCUCUAAUCCGAUAUGACUGGUGUCCUUAUAAGAAGAGAAGAUUAGGACACAGACAUACACAAAGGGAAGACCUAUGAAGACACUGGCGGAAGAAGAUCAUCUACCAGCCAAGGAGAGAGGCCUUAGAAGAAACCAACCCUGCAGACACCUUGACCUCAGACUUCUAGAAUUGUGAGAAAAUAAACUGUUGUUUAAGCCA